AUGAAGGACACAACGCCUGCCCAAGGAACGGCAGACCAAUCGCAAGCUACUCCUGCGACAGCAUCCCCCGCCGUUCCAGAUGCGCCUUAUAGCAUAUUUGAUAAAAAACAAAAAUGGCUAAUCAUUGCAAUUGUGUCGACUGCUGCAACCUUUUCUGGUUUCGCGUCAAAUAUAUACUUUCCAGCUUUGCCAACCAUUGCGGAUGAUCUCGGUGUUUCUCUCGAACUUGUCAAUUUGACAGUUACUUCAUACCUUAUCUUCCAGGGACUAGCACCGAGUCUCUGGGGUCCAGUGUCAGACGUAAAGGGGCGUCGAAUCGCCUACAUCUGUACAUUCAUUGUAUUUCUGGGCGCAUGCAUUGGGCUUGCGCUGAGUAAGAAUUACGCUACAGUGAUUGUCCUGAGAUGCCUUCAGAGCACAGGUAGUGCCAGUACAAUUGCCAUCGGCUCUGGGGUGAUAGGUGAUAUCACCACACGCGCUGAACGAGGAGGCUUUAUGGGAAUCUUUCAAGCAGGUCUCCUCGUCCCUGUUGCUGUUGGCCCAGUGAUUGGAGGCGCACUGGCCGGAUCAUUAGGAUGGCAUUCGGUAUUUUGGUUCCUCGCCAUCUACUGUGGCGUCUUCUUGGCCUUACUCAUUGCUCUCUUGCCGGAAACACUUCGAUCGGUGGUUGCCAAUGGAAGCACGACGCCGUCGAACCCACUGGCUAGAUAUCCGUUAAGCAUCUAUCAAAAAACGACCACAGUACAGUGGAAAUUAGAAGGCGACCCAGAUGCCUCUCAGCCAUCAGCAACGAAACGUAUCGAUUUGACUGGCCCCCUCCGGAUGCUCGUAACCCAGCACGCAGCUCCAAUCAUCCUCUUCCUCGCCAUCUACUACGCCGUCUGGCAGAUGAGCAUCACCGCCAUGUCCUCACUUUUCAAAGACCGCUACGGUCUCGGCGAAACCCAGAUCGGUCUUACCUUCAUAGCCAACGGCGUAGGCUCGAUGAUCGGGACCCUAGUGUCAGGCAAAAUCCUAAACAUGGACUACCAACGGGCCAAACAACAAUACGAAUCUUCGCUCGACGCCGAGGCUGCGAAUGAUGGAACCCGCGAUGAAGAUGACUUCCCGAUUGAAAAGGCUCGUCUUCGACUAGUGCCGGUUUUCUCGCUUUUGCAGUGUCUCUCGAUCAUUCUCUUUGGCUGGACCAUUCAGUACCCGGAUCGCGUCCAUAUCGCCGUUCCCAUUGUGUCUACCUUCAUCACAGGCUGGACGGCGGUCUCGACUCAGUCUGUUAUCAUGACGUAUCUCGUUGAUAUAUUUCCUGAUAGAACCGCGGCAGCCAGUGCCAGCCUGAAUCUCGCUAGAUGUCUGUUUGCUGCUGGUGGUACCAGUUUUGUCAUGCCCAUGGUCAAUGGUGUUGGUGUUGGUGUGGCGUUCACGAUAUGUGUCGCUGUGCAGCUUGUGGCAUUGAUUGGGCCUUUUAUACAGUGGAGGUUUGCCGGCGCAUGGAGGAAACAAGCACAGCAUCGGAGUGGCGAUGCAUAA
Molecule: messenger RNA, 1527 nt
Organism: Aspergillus nomiae NRRL 13137
Lineage: Eukaryota; Fungi; Ascomycota; Eurotiomycetes; Eurotiales; Aspergillaceae
Product: putative MFS multidrug transporter
Exons: 2
Coding region: 1-1527 (508 amino acids)
Biological process (GO): transmembrane transport
Molecular function (GO): transmembrane transporter activity
Source: RefSeq, a predicted model, not a curated record